AUGACAGCACAUGUGAAGCAUGUUACCGAGGUCCUCACUCACUUAAGGAGCAACAGGCUCUUUGCUAAGCUGUCGAAGUGUGAGUUUCACACCAAGAUAGUCGAGUUCCUGGGAUACAUCAUCAAGCUGAUGGGCAUAGAGAUGGACCCAGAAAAGGUGUGCACUGUCAAGGAGUGGCCAAUGCCAGAGUUCAUAGCCCACUUUGCUCACAUAGCCAAGCCCUUGACAUCACUGGUAAAGCCUAUAGAACGGUUCAAGAAGUUCGAGCUACCAGAGGAGGCCCAGCAGGCUUUCCACAAGCUCAUCCAGGCAUUCACAUCAGCAGGAGUGCUCCAGCACUUCAACUACCACCUUUCAACAAGGUUGGAAACUGAUGCAAGUGACUUUGCUAUAGCAGGAGUACUCAAGCAGGAGCAUGAAGGACGAUGGCAUCCAGUGGCCUUCUACUCUAGGAAGAUGUCUUCUGCCGAGAAGAACUAUGAGAUCCAUGAUAAGGAGCUCCUAGCUGUGGUCGCCUGCCUCACUCAGUGGCGACACAUGCUAGCUGGACUACCGAACCAACUGGUCAUCCUCACUGACCAUGAAGCCCUCAAGUACUUCAAGUCACAGAGACGCAUCACAGGUCGACAAGCUCGAUGGGCAAUACUACUAGCAGACUUCGACUUCAUAUUGCAGUAUCGACCAGGAGACAAAGGUGGUGAACCCGAUGCUCUCACCAGAAGGACAGACAUGCAGCCAGCCGGUGAAGAGCAGGAUCACAAUGUGAGGCAACUACUGCCUCCUCGAGUGUUCAAGGAGACAGCAGUCCAUGACUCGCUCCUAGUGGCCCCCAUGAUCUCGAUGGAGUCCAUAGCAUCAAAAGGUCUCAAAGACCUGGUCCAGAUCUUCCAGCCCUUAGACCAAGAGCUACAGGAGAUACAUAGGAAGAAGCCCUUCGAGGUCAGGGAUGACCUAUGGUACAGUGGAGGAAGGUUGGUUAUCCCCAAAGUGAUCAUGCCAGGGAGGACCAACAACCGACACUCAAGGAGUGCCAAAGAGGUAGAUGGACAGUCUCUCUCUGUAGAGCAUCUGCGAUUCAUGGUGAUGACCCAAUGCCAUGAUGGUAUCACUGCUGGACACGUAGGAAGAGAUGCUACCAUCAAGGCAGCACAACGACAUUACUGGUGGCCAAACAUGACAGCUUGGAUUGCAGACUAUGUAGCAAGUUGUCCUGUAUGUGCUAGGUACAAAGCUCCUCGUCACCAUUCAUAUGGUUUGCUACAGCCACUAGCAACACCAGACAGGCCCUGGGGCUCCAAAUCCCUCGACUUCAUCAAAGGAUUACCACCAUCAAGGAACUAUGACUCCAUCCUCGUCAUUGUUGACAGGCUGACCAAGUUUGCCAUACUAGCUCCAACCCAUAAGACAGUCAUGGCCAAACAGACUGCAGUGUUGCUACACAGACACAUGGUUAGACUUUUUGGAUAUCCAGAUCACAUGGUCUUGGACCAAGGCAGGCAGUUCAUAUCAGGAGCAUGGAAGGCAUUCGCAGAACAAAUGGGUGUGAAGCACUCACUUAGCACAGCUUACCAUCCUCAAACUGAUGGUCAGACAGAGAGGGUCAAUCAGGUCAUGGAGCAAUACCUAAGGAUGUACUGCAACUAUGAGCAGAAUGACUGGGCCAACCUGCUGGACACUGCAGCCUUUGCAUACAACAACACAGUCCACAACAGCAUUGGUGUCUCACCAUUCUUUGCAUGCUAUGGAUGGAACCCCAAAGCUCAUCCUGAUAUCCCUCAAUGGUUGGGAGUCAAUGACCCAGGUCGCUUCGAGUACCUCAUGGAUGGGAAGGAGCAUUGCAAGUACCUCCAGGAGCAGAUCAGAGAGGCACAAUGUAGAUCAGUAGACCAGUAUAACAGGAAGCACAAGGACAUCGAGUUCAAGACAAGGAGACCCACACCCAAGUUAGAUACUCAGUUUGCAGGACCCUACCCAGUUCAGGAAAGGGUAGGAUGCCAAGCUUAUCGAAUCACAUUGCCAGCAAACCUUAGGGUGCAUGAUGUGUUCCAUGUCUCCAUGCUCAAACCAGCAAGAACAAUUUCUCUUCCUCAACGAGCUGAACAGCCCACCAUACCAUCACUUCCUGAUGAGGACCUUGAUUUCGAAGUUGAAGCACUCAUCGACAAGCAUUCACACAAUGGGACUGCAGAGUACAAAGUGUUGUGGAGAGGGUACUCAGAAGAAGCUGCUUCAUGGGAACCAGUAGAGAACCUCAAUUGCCCCGACCUCAUCCAGGAGUAUGAGGUAUCGGAGGGGGGACGAGCGAGUAGACAGAGUAGAGAGAGGAGGAGAGAACAGGAGGAGUAG
Molecule: messenger RNA, 2346 nt
Organism: Ustilago hordei
Lineage: Eukaryota; Fungi; Basidiomycota; Ustilaginomycetes; Ustilaginales; Ustilaginaceae
Exons: 3
Coding region: 1-2346 (781 amino acids)
Biological process (GO): DNA integration
Molecular function (GO): nucleic acid binding
Source: RefSeq, a predicted model, not a curated record